AUGCAGGCUGGAGUAGCCCGCACCUUGGCGGGUUGGCAUUUUGCCAACCCGAGCCCGCCAUUUUUGGCAGGCUGGCGCGGGCCCAGCCCGUAUUACCAGCUCUAUUCGGCAUUUAGGAGUGGCACUCACCUUCGCUGGUGGGAGAGUCUUUUCUACCGCUUCAUCCCGAUUAGUCGCCUGCCUUGGCAUAGGGAGCGUUCAGAUUUGGAUGAUCCCGAACAGCCUGAUCAGCUACCCGGCGAUGCUCUUUUCGGAUUCUACUUUUUAAGGGGUACCAUAGAAAAGAAAAGGAGACAUGUAAUUGGUAUGCAGAUCAUGAAACAACUGCUAGACAAUGACGCUUUUUAUGAUAGUUUGAUGGAGACGGAGCUGUUGGGGACGGAGGACGAUCAUCCGGCGAACUUAUUCAUGCCAGAUCCUUCAUAUAAAGCGUCACCAUUAUUAGGAUGGACACCAUUGUUGAGAGCAACAAAAUAUGGUGCAAUCGAAAUGGUGUGGGCAAUCUUGGAAAGAAAGCCAUUUGCACUUGAGGAUGAAACUGAUGAGAAGAAGAAUGUGAUGUUGGUGGCGGUGGAAGAGAGACAGUCCAUCCUAUUGAUGCAAUUGAGGAAGAAGCCAUCCAUCUGGAAUCGGAAUCUCCACCAUGCAACCGACAUCCAUGGCAAUACUGCCUUGCACCUGGUCGCAAAGCUUUCUCGUCAUAGGAAUAUACCUAUGUCUGCCAUUCACUUGCAAUGGGAAGUACACUGGUUUGAGUAUGUGAAGAAUAUGAUGCCGCUGGAGUUCAAUGAACGGCAAAAUAAGGAAGGCAAAACGCCGGGGAUGGUCUUCGCGGAGGAACACCAUGAUCUGGUGCAAAAAAGUAACAAGUGGGUGAAGGAAAUGUCCGGAAAUUACAUUGUGGCGGCGACGCUUAUUUCCAGUGUUACAUUUGCAACGUGCUACCAGGUCCCGGGAGGCUACGACGGAGGCAACGGCAGGCCGAUUGUAGGCAAUCGUUCUGGGUUUCACAUGUUUGCUAUCACGGCACUGGUUUCCUUUUGCUCCUCCGUCACUUCGCUCGCCGCCUUUCUCGCCAUUUACAGCUCUCAAAGUGAUCGGCCCAAGCAUUACCGGCGACGUCUGCCAUUGAAACUCUGCUUGGGUUUAUUUUCUCUGUUUCUCUCAGUUGUGUCCAUGUUGAUUUCUUUCUGUGCUGCGCAUACCUUUGAACUUGUUGGCCCCAGAAACAAGUCGUCUGCGUAUGUCCCCUUGUACGUUGGUCUCACUUUGAUCCCUCUCUGCUUUUACGGGGCAACUCAAAUUCCACUCUAUUGCCGUCUUCUCAGAGCCAGUUUUUCUCGUGUGCCAUUGUCCAGGCCAUUCCAUGUGGAACAGUGA
This is a messenger RNA of Neltuma alba, 1380 nucleotides long. RefSeq lists its product as uncharacterized. Gene Ontology annotation, cellular component: membrane. The coding region runs from base 1 to 1380 and encodes 459 amino acids. NCBI's taxonomy places the organism in Eukaryota, Viridiplantae, Streptophyta, Magnoliopsida, Fabales, Fabaceae. The record is from RefSeq and is a predicted model, not a curated record. The transcript has 6 exons.